Rotaria sp. Silwood1 is the source of this 1574-nucleotide messenger RNA. The record is from the annotation of a GenBank genome assembly. NCBI's taxonomy places the organism in Eukaryota, Metazoa, Rotifera, Eurotatoria, Philodinida, Philodinidae.
AUGGAAGACAUCGAUUUACUUUAUAAAUUAAGGUAUUUUCUUGGUGAUCUUAUUGAAAAUCUUGCUCGAGAACAUCAAGAAAUUGUCCAAUCUGGUACAACAUAUUUUAUUCUUUAUCGAAAAAUGAUAUUAUCAAAAAAUGAAUUUAAUAAAUUAAAACACAACAAACAUAAACUUAUUUCAAUAAAAGAAUUUUUCACAGCUAGUCGUUCUCCUUUAGUAGCAUUACCUUUGACUACACAAUCUGAAAAACGAAAUAAUCUUAUUAGUGUUGUUUUUCAAAUUGAAUGCAAUCUACAAGAGAUUGGUGAUCAUUUUAGUUUUGCUAAUAUUACUCAAUUUAAUCAAUGUUUACAUCAAGAAGAAAUUCUCUUUGAUUUAAAUGCUACGUUUCAUUUAGAAAAUAUUCAGGAAGAGAAACAAAUCGCGAUCAUUAAAAUGACUGCAGUCAAUGAUGCACGAGCUAUCAUACAAAAAUAUAUUGAUGAUACUCAUCGACAAAUAGAAGAUUUAAGUAUUUCAAUUAUUUUCGGCAAAUUAAUAUGUGACAUGAGUCAAUGGAAUCAAUCACGAUUAUAUUUUCAACACCUGUUGAAUGAUUCACAUGAAGAAGAUUUAGCACUAAUAGAACAUCAUAUUGGUCAAGCUCAUUAUUGGAAAGGAGAAUGGAAUGAAGCACGAAAAUAUUAUCAAUGUGCACUUAAUCGAAUGACACAAGUUGAGCCAGCAUCUAUAAAAUAUUCUGCUUUUGUACUUUCAGAUAUUGGUGAAAUAUUAUAUCGACAGGGAAAAUAUGAAGAAGCCGAAGAAUUUCAUCAACAAGCAUUAGCAAUACGAAAGAAAUAUUACUCUUCUGAGCACGUUAAUAUUGCCUCUUCUUUAGAAAACAUUGGUCUUAUUCAAAAACAACGACAAAAAUACCAUGAAGCACUCAUCUUUCUUCAACGAGCACUGACCAUUCGAGAAAAAUAUGAUGACUGUUUUCAUGUCGCUAUUGCUACUAAUCUAUGUAACAUUGGUUCUAUUCUAACUGAACAAGGAAAGUAUGAUGAAGCUUUUGAUUAUCAUCAACGAGCAAUGUCAAUCUAUAAAAAGAAUUAUCCAUUGGAUCAUGUAUACAUCGCUACAACUCUUAAUCAUAUGGGUGCUAUUCUUAGCCAACAGGAAAGGUAUGAUGAAGCUCUUGAUACUGUGCAACAAGCAUGGUCAUUACAAAAAAAUUUUUAUCCAUUCGGUCAUAUCGAUAUAGUGAUAAGUUUGAACAACUUAGGGGACAUUAAAUUUGCACAAGAAAAGUAUGACGAAGCUCUAGAUCUCUAUCAACAACAUUUAUUAAUACAAAUGAAAUAUUAUUCAUUUGAUCACAUGAAUAUUGUUCAUACAUUAUAUAGAAUUGGCUUCGCAUUUGGAAAAGAAAAAAAGAACUAUGAUCAAGCUUUAGAGUUUCAUCAACAAGCUCUUUCAAUUCUAAAAACCUAUUAUCCAACUUAUUAUGGUCAUAUAUCUUGUAGUUUCUUAUGUAUUGGCCAUGAUCUUUGUGAGCAAAAGAAGUAUUGUGAAGCUCUUGAUUCCUA